This is a messenger RNA of Symbiodinium natans, 1341 nucleotides long. The record is from the annotation of a GenBank genome assembly. Lineage: Eukaryota; Dinophyceae; Suessiales; Symbiodiniaceae.
AUGUCCUUUGGCGCCGAAUCGUCGGUCUUGCUGUCGCCACAGCAGGCCCCCGAUGCGCCGUGCAACACGGCAAUUCGCUCAAUGAAGCACAUCGACGCGACCUUCGCGGCACCCGAGGAGGUGGGAAUUGAUCCCUCGCGCCUGGAGCGCCUCACACACGUGCUGCGAGACCUGGUCCGGAGCGGACCUCUGCCAAAUGCGGCCAUGUUGGUUGCACGGAAGGGAAAGGUGUCCUUUGUGGACUUUGUGGGAGAGGCACGACCAGGAAAAGUUGUAGAUGGCAGCACGAUCUGGCGCGUGUACUCCAUGGCUAAACCCAUCACCUCCGUGGCGAUGCUCAUGCUCAUCGAGGAAGGUCGAGCGCUACUCACGGAUCCUAUUCACCGAUUUCUGGGACAGCGCUGGCAUCGGGAGAACCUCCAAGUGCGUGCGUCUGAUGGUUCGUUGGAACCCUGCCAGCACGACAUCACCAUCCGCCACCUGCUCACGCAUACGGCCGGCUUGUACUAUGGACCGGUCUAUGACAGCGCCUCGCAGCCUGACUACCCGGACAUUGAUAGCGAAACCAACCUCGAGACGUUCGUGGACAAGUUACCUCAGUUCCCUCUAGCAUUUCAGCCAGGUUCCCAAUGGAAGUACUCUUAUGCCACCGACGUUGUCGGGCGCGUUGUUGAAGUUCUCAGUGGCAUGGAUCUCGAGACCUUCUUCCAGGAGCGCAUCUUUCGUCCCCUUCGCAUGGUCGACACAUCCUUCUACGUGCAGACUGAGAAGCUGUCUCGCUUUGUUGACUGCUGGCAGCAAGUACGCGAGGGAGAGCGAAAGAACGUCACCGCCGAGCAGAUGCGGAGGAGGGAGUUUCAGCCAGGUGUCCUGCUCUCGGGCGGUGGUGGUCUGGUCUCCACGCUCUCGGACUACCAUCGUUUCUGCAUGUUCCUACUCAAUGGAGGCAGCCUCGAUGGACACCGCCUCCUCUCGCGCAAGGCUGUAGAGUGGAUGACCAUGAACCACCUUCCUGGCAACAAGGAUAUGGUGUCUUUGUCUACCGCAGGCUACACUGAAACGGCGAUACCUGGGGUUGGGUUCGGACUUGGCGUCGCGGUUCACACGGAUCCCGUAGCAUCUGGACAGAUCUACAGUCAAGGCUCCUUCAGCUGGGGUGGCUCGGCCAACACCUACUUUCUGUGCGAUCCUGUCGAGGACAUUUCUUUCGUGUUCAUGACACAGCUCGUAGGACUGGAUCGUGCCCGCCAUCCCAUUCGCACCAUGCUGCCACAGGUGCUUUAUUCAGCUGUGGCGGAUGGCCCCUUGAAGUGUCAGGUCUCUUGUCACAGCAGUCUCUAG